AUUAUUGAAGCUUUUAAUUACGUCAAUUACGCUCUUUCCUCAACCUAAACAUUGCAGAAAAAAUAAUGUAAUCAAUUUUGAAAUAAAAUUGUAUUGUAUCGUUUUAUUCUGAAGGUUUUGGCGGAAGGGAUGUUUUUCCGCUCGUGAACUCGUUUAUGUGGCGGAAACUUUUCUUCAAGAGAAGCGCGCUCGUAUCUUCCACGCUCCUCACCAGCAUCCUCUUCAGCGGGACACUUUCAAAGUUCUACCCGCUUUAAGAAGUCCUCCGCUGCGCUGGAUUUGUUCUCAGCAUUCCGCUAUUUCUGCAUUAUUUGCGCUUUCUAUUAAUCUUAAUGGGAUUAUUAGCCCCGAUGGAAGAGGGAUGGAGCGGUCCCGUUAGAUGUUGAAGUCUCCACAAUCUAUUGGCGGCGGCUCCCGAGUUGCUCCCACCCCGCUGAGAGAGCGCCUCUCCCCGCCUCAAGGAAUAUGGGCUGCGGCUUGAGGAAACUGGAAGACCCGGAGGACAGCAGUCCCGGGAAAAUCUACUCCACCCUGAAGAGACCGCAGGUGGAGACCAAGACAGACACCGUGUAUGAUUAUGUGCUGCUUGACUUCAGCUUGGAAGGUAGCCGUCCUACAGUCCAGUAUGUGUCCUCCUUGUCUGAGCUGCCUCAGGCCCUGCAGUCCUACUACACACAAGGCUACGUCCUGGCUGCCUUGCACCCCAUCAUCCUGUCCCUGGGCCGGAGCCGCUCGCUGCCCUUCAGCCUGCUCUACCGCGCUAUCCUGGCCCGUCCCAGACCUAGCAACCAGAUGGCAUCCACGUGUCACAGCGCGCCAGUGCUGAGGGUGGAGGAGUGGCCUUUACCUGGGGACUCGCUGACCAGCGACACAGUGCGAGCGCUGAUUGACAGGGUGAACAGCAGUGCGCGUGGCGGCGUUCAAUUCGUUGGCUCCGUACUGCAGCAGGUGAGCGGCAUCACCAACGGACGUGUGCACAGUCCAAAAAGGAGCUGCCGGUCCCCGCCACAUACACCCCCCCAAACACCGCCUGGAGACAGAAAGCUGGAGGACAACACCUACAAUCCUGAGUUGAGGCUGCUGGUCUUCUUCCAUUCCUGGCCCCCAGGCUGUGCUUCCCUGGACUCCCUGGGCUGUCAGUACCACCAGGGGGCACUCUCCAUGCGGGUUUCCAGAAAGGGCCAAGUGGUCAGUGCUCUGGAGGCUGACUGGCUGGAGCUGACUGCUGCUUACUACCGCAAAGGCUGGUCACUGGUUGACUCCUUUGUGUACUGGGACACACCUAAAGGGGAGCCUGUUCCCAGAUCUCUGGAGGGACUGUUUGUGUACGAGGAGAGGAGCACCUCACCUCCUCCCAACGACACCAUCGUAGUGGAGCAGUGGACUGUCAUUGAGGGCUCCAAUGUGAAAACUGACUAUGGGCCCCUGCUUCACACUCUGGCUGAGUUUGGUUGGCUGCUUACAUGUGUACUGCCCACACCCAUCAUUCGACAUGACAGUGAUGGGAAUCUGGCCACAAAGCAGGUGGUGUUCCUCCAGAGACCGGUCAGAGGUUCCACAUCCGGGCAUCCGAGGAACCAGACAGUUUCAGCACGGGACGUGUCGAGUCGCUCCAUGAGUCGCAUCGUCAGUGGCUCCGCCCCCACAGAGGACCUCUCUCCCACGGCGGGGGGCAUCGGGGGAUUCCCAGUUUUCGGAGGCGGCUACUCCAGCUCCCUGUCCCACCUGGAGGAAGGGGUCUUUGAGCAGGAGGAGGGGAAGGCAGAGGUCACCUGCAUGUGAGCAGGAAGGAAGCAGACUGCUGAAACCAAAGGAAAACAAUUCAGCGCUCUUUGGACUGAUUUUAAUAAAGCCAUAGUAAUAAGAAAAAAGGAGGAGGUGCAUCACUUUCUAUUUUUUAUGUUUAAUCUGACACUAAAAGAAGGGAAACCUGCUCCACUGUCCUGUCUCCUGUCAGGUCAGAUCUGUACUUCUUCAACAUCAGUAGAAAUGUCAUCUCCAUCUUUACCAUUCAGAAUGUUUAACAGAGAUCCUACAAUCUGAUGAUGGUUUGUGUCUGAAAUACAGAUGACUGCACUUCUGUGUCUCCUACAGAACCUUUACGAACACAGAGGAUUUUCCAUGGUACUGCUGAUAUGCUGCAGUGGAAAACAUUCCUUGUUUUUUUUCUUUUUAAAUCAAAGGUAUACUGUAAUAACAAGUGUUAUAUUUUAAGGGCAGAUUUUCCAGAUGUCUGUUCUCUGAUGUAUCUGCUAUUGUGAUUCACUUGAGAAUUAUAGUGAGAAAUGUAGCUGCAGGAAGUUAAAUCGUUCUUGUUGCAGAAAUCCUGAAAUAUUAGUGUUCGACUUCUGCUUCAAAUAAGAACAAGGGGUCGAUGUUUGUUGCCUCCCCGUUUCUCUCCCUGUGCAUCCUUACAGUGGUGUGAACAAGUAUUCAUUCCACUCGAACGUUUCACAUUUUCUUUACAAAGACAAAGUUCAAUGCAUUUUAUUGGGAUCUGGUAGACCAACACAGUAAUCUACAUUUGUCAUGUGGAAGAACAGUGAUACAUGGUGUUGAGAAUCAAAAUCAUUUAGUAUUAUGAUAUCUGGUGGAAUUAUUUUAUCCCAACAAGGGUUUCCAAACUUUUUUUACAAAUUAAAAUCUAAAUCUGUGGUCACAGCUGCAAGACUUUAGGUGGAUGUCUCCAUCAGCUUUCAACAUCCACAGACUAAAAUGUUUCACCAUUCUUCUUUGCAGAUACAUUUUCUGUCAGAUUGGGAGAGUUUCUGUAAACAUCAGUUUUCCAGUCUAGCCACAGCUUCUUAAUUAUAUUUACCUCAGGACUUUGAUUAGGCCAUUCUUACACAUGAAUAUGCUUUGACCUAAACUAUUUCAUUGGAUGUAUAUUGCAGGUUAUGUUUCUGGGGGGUGUUCUCUUAAUCCCCGACCAGCUUCCCUAUACCUGCCAAAGAACAGCAUCCCCAUAGCAUCAUGCAGCCACCACCAUAUUUUAAAGUGGAGAUGUGUGCUUAGGGUAAUUUGAACUGUUUUUUUCCCCGUCAUGCAUUCCUUUAAAAUCAAGGUAAAAUGAUUUUUUGUCUUAGCAGCUCCUCCAGAGUAACCAUGGGCCUCUUUGAUGCUUCUCCGAUACACUCUUCCUGAUUAAGGGUCAACCUGUCCGGAUUUUUUAUAAUCUUUCCCGACUCGUCUGCUGUUAUUUGGUCUUCAUGAUUCUGAUUGUUCACUAAUGUUCUCCAACAAACGUCAGAAUACAUACAAGUGCAUGCAAGAUGUUUUUGAUUAUUUGUGAAAAACUUUAAAAAGCAUGAAUCAUUUUCUUUCCAUUUCACAAUGAUGCACUAUUUUGUGUUGCUCUCUCACAUGAACACCCAAUAAAAUACAAUUGCAAGGUUUAUAGUCAUAACAUGACAAAAUGUGAAAAGGUCCAUGGGGUGUACAUACUUUUGCGAGGUGUUGCAUAAACGUCCAUCCAAACCAGAAACAUGCAAAGCAACCAGCCCUGAAGCUUCCUCAAUUCUACAUGAUCUUUCCAGAAAUUUCCAGAUAGAUGUUUCCAGCUCACAGGAUGGAGAUGACAUGAUGAAUUUUAACACAUGUAUAACCUCAAAUAUUAUGGAGUUUGCAUUAUCCAGACUUAAGUUCAACAAUUUUUAAAUGUCAGUAUUGUGUCUCAGCUUUUCCUUUUUAAAAAGAUGUAUAAUUCAUUUGUUGUACUGUUGCUUUUAAAAACUACUGUUUGUGAAUAUUAAGUACCUUGAAAUUGUCAGUUUGUGAAAAUAUACAUUUGCACUCCUUUCAUAAUCACAGAUGAAUAAUAAUUCCAGCUGUCAUUAAAAUGUUCAUAUAUGCACA
Girardinichthys multiradiatus is the source of this 3855-nucleotide messenger RNA. RefSeq names its product raftlin family member 2 (gene rftn2). The transcript has 9 exons. Lineage: Eukaryota; Metazoa; Chordata; Actinopteri; Cyprinodontiformes; Goodeidae. The coding region runs from base 466 to 1782 and encodes 438 amino acids. The record is from RefSeq and is a predicted model, not a curated record.